Nelumbo nucifera (sacred lotus) is the source of this 2142-nucleotide messenger RNA. Lineage: Eukaryota; Viridiplantae; Streptophyta; Magnoliopsida; Proteales; Nelumbonaceae. The record is from RefSeq and is a predicted model, not a curated record.
AUGAUUAUAUCCGGUGCGGUCCACCCCUCUAUUACUACCAACCUCUUGAAAUCCCUCGCAGAUCCAGAUAUAGUCGACCUCUCCUAUGCUCUUGCUGUAUUUCGUCGAAUUCCUAGACCUUCCAACUUCCAGUGGAAUACCAUCAUCAGGGCCUGCUCAAGGAACCAGGUUCCCCAAGAAUCAGUUGCCCUUUACCGUGAAAUGUGUCGCGAAGGUGUUACUCCCGACGUUUAUACCUUUCAGUUCUUGUUUAAGGCUUGUAGUCAGUGCUCUUCGAUCCGGGAAGGUCAGACAGUCCAUGGAAACUUUCUCAAGUUAUUUGACGGUUCCGAUAUCUUUGCUAGGAACUCUUUAAUCCACAUGUACUCCGAGCUCGGGCAUAUCGAAGUAGCCCGAAGAAUAUUUGACGGAAUGGACCAGAAAAAUGUUGUUUCAUGGACGAUGAUGGUUGGUUGUUAUGCAAAAAUUGGGUGCAUGGAUGAGGCUCGGAGUUUGUUUGAUCAAAUGCCUGAAAGAAAUGUUGUUUCCUGGACUAGCAUGAUUGCCAGUUACGUUCAGAUUCAUCAAUUUGAAGAAGCUGUUGGCUUUUUCAAGAAGAUGGUAUCAUCUAACAUUAAGCCAGAUGUCGUUGCCAUGGUUUCAGUGCUCUCCGCUUGUUCCCAUCUACGGGAAUUGGAUUUAGGCAAAUGGGUUCACCAUUUUGUCUCCAAAGAACGGAUUGGCAUGACUAGGCAUUUAGCAGUUGCUUUAAUCGACAUGUAUGCCAAAUGUGGAGAUAUGGAUGCUGCCCGUCAAGUUUUUGAUAGCAUGGGCAGUAAGGUUCUUGUAGCCUGGAAUGCCAUCAUCGAUGGGUACUGCAAAUUGGGAAAGUUGGAUGUUGCUUGUUCCCUUUUUGAUCAGAUGGGUGAUCGGGAUCUUGUAACAUUUAAUUCAAUGAUAACUGGGUAUGUCCAGAAUAGUAGCUUCAAGGACGCCUUCUUACUGUUUUCAGAGCUGUGGCAUUCGGGUUUAAAGCCUGACAACUUCAUGAUUGUGAGUUUACUCUCAGCUUGUGCAAAUUUAGGUGCACUAUAUCAAGGCAAGAUGUUGCAUGCUUAUAUCGAGCAAAGUUCAGCAGAGCCAGAUGUUUUUGUGGGGACAGCACUUGUAGACAUGUAUGCAAAAUGUGGGUUGAUAGGUGAAGCAAAGCAGGUCUUCAACAUAAUGCCCAACAAAGAUGUCUUAGCUUGGACAGUUAUGAUUUCAGGUCUUGCAUUGCACGGAGAUGGGAAAUCUGCUCUUGAUCACUUCUUGUUAAUGAGAGAAGAAGGGAUUAGGCCAAACAGAGUCACAUAUGUUGCUGUCUUGAGUGCAUGUAGUCACUCAGGCCUUGUUGAAGAGGGUUAUUUCCAUUUCAACGAGAUGGUGUCUAUAUUCAAUAUAGAACCUCAAAUUGAGCAUUAUGGUUGUAUGGUUGAUCUUCUUGGUCGUUCUGGAUAUCUAAAGGAUGCUGAGCGACUAAUCCAAAGCAUGCCUGUGGAACCAAAUGCUGUUAUCUGGGGGUCUCUAUUAGGUUCUUGUAGAGUUUAUAAUGAUGUAGAAUUGGCAGAGAAGGCAGCAAAAAAUCUUCUUGUGUUGGAGCCUCAGAAGGAUGCUAUUUACAUAUUAUUAUACAACAUAUAUAAUAGCACUGGAAGGUGGUCCAGUGCUGUUGAGUUGCGGGGCAUGAUGGAGGGUUGCGGUAUCAGAAAAUUGGCUGGUUGUAGUACUAUUGUAAUUGAGGGGAUUGUUCAUGAAUUUAUUGCUGGUGAUAGAUCACAUCCUCAGUUUGAUGAGAUACAAACCAUGAUGAGUGCCAUGGCAACUAGGUUGAAGUUGGCAGGUCAUGUGCCUAGAAUUUCUCAGGUUUCAUUGGAUAUUGAUGAGGAGGAGAAAGAAAAUAUACUGUUCAAUCACAGUGAGAAGAUGGCUAUUGCUUUUGGCAUCCUCAAAUUAGGAAAAAAUAUUCCAAUUCAUAUUCUCAAAAACUUGCGGGUUUGCAGGGAUUGCCACUCUGCAAUCAAGUUGAUUGCAAAAAUUUGGAACAGAGAAAUUGUAGUUAGGGAUCGGAGUCGUUUCCAUCACUUCAGACAGGGACAAUGUUCAUGUGGUGAUUUUUGGUAA